Molecule: messenger RNA, 972 nt
Organism: Corapipo altera (White-ruffed manakin)
Lineage: Eukaryota; Metazoa; Chordata; Aves; Passeriformes; Pipridae
Product: transcription activator BRG1-like
Exons: 7
Molecular function (GO): protein binding
Source: RefSeq, a predicted model, not a curated record
GGAUACCCAGGGAAUACAGGAAGUACAGGGAUCCUGGGGAGGGCAGGGAUACCCAGGGAUUACAGGGAGUACAGGCUCCAGGCCCGCAUCGCCCACCGCAUCCAAGAGCUGGAAAACCUUCCCGGCUCCUUGGCCGGGGACCUGCGGACCAAAGCCACCAUCGAGCUCAAGGCCCUGCGGCUGCUCAACUUCCAGCGCCAGCUGCGGCAGGAGGUGGUGGUGUGCAUGCGGCGGGACACGGCGCUGGAGACGGCGCUCAACGCCAAGGCCUACAAGCGCAGCAAGCGGCAGUCGCUGCGCGAGGCCCGGAUCACCGAGAAGCUGGAGAAGCAGCAGAAGAUCGAGCAGGAGCGGAAGCGCCGCCAGAAGCACCAGGAAUACCUCAACAGCAUCCUGCAGCACGCCAAGGACUUCAAGGAAUAUCACCGGAGCGUGAGCGGGAAGAUCCAGAAGCUGACGAAGGCGGUGGCCACGUACCACGCCAACACCGAGCGCGAGCAGAAGAAGGAGAACGAGCGCAUCGAGAAGGAGCGGAUGCGGCGCCUCAUGGCCGAGGAUGAGGAGGGUUACCGCAAGCUGAUCGACCAGAAGAAGGACAAGCGCCUGGCCUACCUGCUGCAGCAGACGGACGAGUACGUGGCCAACCUGACCGAGCUGGUGAGGCAGCACAAGGCGGCCCAGGUGGCCAAGGAGAAGAAGAAGAAGAAGAAGAAGAAGAAGGCGGAGAACGCCGAGGGUCAGGCUCCGGCCAUCGGCCCCGACGGGGAGCCACUGGACGAGACGAGCCAGAUGAGCGACCUGCCAGUGAAGGUGAUCCACGUGGAGAGCGGGAAGAUCCUGACGGGGACGGACGCGCCCAAGGCCGGGCAGCUGGAGGCCUGGCUGGAAAUGAAUCCAGGGUCAGGGAAAAAUGGGAAUGGGAAUGGGAAUGGGAAUGGGAAUGGGGGCAGCUGGAGGCCUGGCUGGAAAUGA